This is a messenger RNA of Penicillium odoratum, 1227 nucleotides long. RefSeq lists its product as uncharacterized. The record is from RefSeq and is a predicted model, not a curated record. The transcript is spliced from 5 exons. The coding region runs from base 1 to 1227 and encodes 408 amino acids. NCBI's taxonomy places the organism in Eukaryota, Fungi, Ascomycota, Eurotiomycetes, Eurotiales, Aspergillaceae.
AUGGCGAUGCGCAUCUUCAUCAUUAGUACUAUCUUUACCAUUUUAUCGACUCUCUUUGUCUUGAUCCGACUUUGGACACGAUUCAAACUGGUGAGGAGUCCUGGAAAGGAUGAUAUAUUUAUCGUGGCCGCGUUGUUAUCUUCCUAUGCAUUUUAUGCAUUCUUACUUGGCGAACUACAUUAUGGCCUCGGAGUGCCCAGACCAGAAUUAGGAGACAAUGUUGUCAUGAAACAGAUGCGCUUUCUCUGGCUCUCUGUCCCAUUCUACAACCUCUCUCUAAUUCUCUCCAAACUUUCCGCCUUAUUCCUCUUCGUCCGCAUCUUCCGCACACGAUCCUUCCUCCUCGCUACAUACAUCACAAUGGCAUUUCUCAUCAUCGCCGGCCUCUGGAUGGUAAUCAGCGGUUUCGUCUUCUGCAUUCCAAUCUCUGACUUUUGGCACCCCGGCCCGGAAUUUACGAAACACUGCCUACCCAAAGGGCCAAUCUGGUAUUCCAACGCGGCAAUGCAGAUUCUAACCGACGUGAUUAUUCUGGUUCUCCCAAUGCCAGCACUAGCAACAUUACACCUACCACAACAACAGAAAGUGGGGAUAUUCGUCGUUUUCAGUGUGGGAAUCUUUGUAAUCGCAACAAGUGCCGUCCGUGCGUACGAAUUAAGCACAAUGGUCAACGGUCGCGAUUUCACAAAGACAAACGCCCAAGCAGCCGUCUGGUCUGCCCUUGAGGCUAAUGUCUCUAUAAUCUGCGCUUGCAUGGCACCUCUCCACCCACUCCUUUCGAAGAUCUUCUCCUUCUGCUUCCGUCCUCAACCACUCCAUUCUACACCCUGGUCAAAGACGCAAUCUAACGGUACGUGUCUCGCUGAUUCACGCAAACGGUCUAUCUACGACCAAGGCCACGGUGAUGGUGGGGUAUUCUCGAAUGAUUUCUUCUAUGCCGGUCCUGGGGGGUAUACGGCUAGUAUUUCGAAAAUAGGGGAACAUGACGAGAAGGAAGCGGGGGAGAAUGAGGAAGGGAUUCGGGUUGUUAAGGAGUUGAGGAUGGUUUCGGAUUCUGUGAUACACAGUCCGAAGAUUUUGGCUGGUGAUAUUGAGAUGGGGGAAGGAUCUGGAUCUGGAUCUGGGUCUGGGGCUGUGGGGCAUGGGACUUUGCAUCCUAGUAUUGAGUGGGAUCUGGGAGAUUUUGAGUUCCCGGAUUAUAAAGAGACCAUGAAUGCUCCUAUCUAA